CAAAGUUUUGAGUCGGUGUUCUUGAAAGAGCCGAAGUUGGGUUAAAAACAAGGCUAUUAAAAGUAAUGGAGGAUGCUCUGUGGGCACACCUGAUAGGAGCCCUCUCUCGCAGAGGAACUAUGGUCGACCUGCGCUGCACGACUGCCCGACUCACGCACUGAAAUCUAGAUAAGAAAGAAGGUUUUGUUCCAAGGUCCGUGUAGUCAGUUAGUAAAAAUGCCAUCCACCUGUGUUGUGUGUAAGAACCGUUUAUGAUGUCGCAGUUCGUGAUUUAGACCAUAGUCGGCGGCCAAAUUUGCUCCUCACCUCGGCGUGCUGCUCGUGGCGCCGCGAAGAGAGAGAGAGAGGUGAGAGGAGGCUCCAUUAGUUCUAAGGUCCUUGGCUAAAACCAAGGGCCAAGGGUAGAGAUCUAAACUUCCGCUUCUGGGAGCUUCAUAUGAAGUUCAAAGAGGCUAACCAAUGAACCAACGAAAGGCAACAAUAGGCCUGCCAACCAAGCCUUCGUCUUCGUGGCUUCUUGUUCGUUUGAUGCCCAAGUCUAGAUUCUAGAAGCUAGAUUCUAGAAGCAAAGCGUGAAGGGCGUUGAUUUCAGCGAUACCACUGUCACUAGAUAUACUUGGCAAAAGUGAUGAGUAUGAGGAACAAACCAGGACUAUCAUUUGUCUUGGUCCUGGUAGUCUGUUUGGUCAUCUUGUAUUUUUCCUGGAAGUCAUUGCUGGCUCCAAAAAUUGCUCCCCAAUUCAAGAAUGUAGAUGGGGGACUUGGAUGGAAAGGUAUUUUCGAGGGUUUGAAGGACGAACACCCUUGGUUUAAGGAGAAACCUCAGGCUGAAAAUAGAGUGAUAGAUGUUCCCCCCCGUAAAACAAACAGGGUGCAGCCAUCCUCUCACGAUGUUCGGACGAAAGCGAAGAGCAUGAAAAACAGUCCUGCCUCAAAGUCUGCUGUUCAAAAACCAUCGGCCAAUGAUCCUCACUACCAGGCGAUUGAUAUAUCUAUUACAGAUAUUUUGAAGUCAAUGAACAGGUUUGUCCAUCUAGAUCUGAAAGGAGCAGCACCGAAGAUUUCUUAUUUCAAAGAACUUUUCCCCCUACUGAGCAAAAUGGGUGCUACUGGUCUAUUGAUUGAAUAUGAGGAUACUUUUCCGUACAGUGGAUCGUUGCAAGGUUUGGCUGCCAGAAAUUCUUACACGAAGGCAGAUAUUAUGCAGAUUCAGAGUCUUGCCAAGGACAAUGGACUUGAGAUUAUGCCACUGGUCCAGACCUUUGGCCACAUGGAGUUUGUCCUGAAAUAUGAAAACAAUGAAAAACUAAGGGAGAGUGCUCACACACCUCAAGUCAUCGACAGCAACUCUAAGGCAUCUUUGACCAUCAUAUCAGAAAUGAUCAAACAGGUCCUAGAUGCUCAUCCACGUGUGACCCGUCUGCACAUUGGUUGUGAUGAAGUUUAUGAACUGGGGAGAGGAGUCAGCGCUGAUGUUAUGGUCAAAGAGAAUGUAACAAAGGAACGAUUGUUUUUGCGUCAUGUGAAGCAUGUUGCCACUAUGGUUGGAAACUAUAGGACAGGUGGCAGGUCUGUUACUCCGAUCAUGUGGGAUGAUGAACUGCGUGGUAUCACAUUUGAAGAUAUUCGGGACUCCUCCCUUCCCAGCCUGGUUCAGAUAAUGGUGUGGCACUACACUCGUAACAUUCUGAAAAAAAUUGAUGAUGAUGUGUGGCAGAAAUACUCUCUGCUGUUCCCAAGAGUUUGGAUUGCUUCAUCAUUCAAAGGAGCUUCAGGAGCAAGGCAGUUUUAUACUAAUCCCAGCUUCCACAUUGCUAAUCAUUUUAGUUGGUUGAAGAUCAUCGCAAGGUAUAGAGAUAUGAUCCAGUUCUCAGGCAUUGCCUUGACCGGUUGGCAGAGAUAUGACCAUUUUGCCACUUUGUGUGAGCUUAUACCUGCUGCCGUGCCGAGUGUUGCUGUCUGUCUGGCCACCAUGAAAUAUGGGGGAUUCACUAAGGACAUUCACAGGUCCACCAGUGACAUCCUCAGGUGCAGCAGCUUACUGGAGAUGAGUGUCCCUGUUCUGGAUCCAAAAACACGAAAUGCCCAAGUAUCUCAGGACUGCAGGUUUCCUGGAAGUCCCAUUUACUAUGCCCUCCAAGAAUACUAUGGAUACUUUAAGAAAAGUGACAAAACAAAACAAAGGCUGAUAGGAUGGCUAUCAGACUACCAAGUAGCACAUGGCUUCUCAAAUCCAGGUCUUUUGAAGGGCCUGAAGGCGGACCUCACCAGUCAGACCUCCAACUUUUUGAAAAUAAGCACUCCCCUGAAAGAAGAGCUUAAAGCUAUUUACUCAGAGGAUACUGUGGAUGAAUGGCUAGAGGAAAACAUAUUUGAGCGGAUACGGGAAAAUAAAAAUAACAUUAUGAGGUUGGACAAAUUGCUGAAUACAACUUCCUGGAAAGCUCGGCCAUUUGACAGAAUUGAUGUAGAGAGGCAUUCAAAGAUGGUUGUGAAAACUGAUGAUGAAAUGAAAAGUAAAAGUGUGAAACGAAGCACAAGUCCAACAUACAGAGACAGGGAAGUCGUUCUUCCCAGUGGGGGGGUGGACGAUGGCAGAAAAAAGGGGAAGCAAUAUAACUCACCAGAAGUGAAAGCAGCGAAAAGGGUGGAGAAUCAAAUGUUUGCUCUACAAGGUAACAACAUGAGAUCAAAAUAUAUCUCUGGAUCAGAAAGGAGAACCCCUCCUAAGGAGAGUCCCCCUUUCCUUCCUAAGAACAGACUUGAAGCUCUCAUUGAGAAUCACGACACAAGGAAGAAACAGUUUGAUAUGAGAAUGGAUUCAAAUAACAGAGUGGAACAAGCUGAUGAGGGUAUUGUAAAUAAAAGAGUGGCUGCAGAAAAGAAGGUAGGUAAGAGGGUUUCUGACCCAAGGCCAAUAAUUGACAGGUCUAAGCAAGGACCCAAAAAAUCUCUUCAGUUUGUUCAAGUGUUGAAAGACACUAAUGCAAAAGGAAUUAACAAUAAGGAUUUUGAAGAUGAGAAAAUGAAUUCUUAUGAAAGCAGGCUCCUCAAAAUGAAACAUUAAAAUUGAAAACUGAUGGGCGCUUCUGUCCUUUGAAGAUUACCUUUUUAAAAAAAAACAUUCUGUUUGUUCAGAAACAUUUAAUUAUUAGGGUAAGAUAGGGUUGAAAAUGGUUGUAAAAGGUUGUAAAAAUAUUGCUUAUUUAACGUAUUUUGCGGAGCAAAUGGAGAUGCCGUCCCAAAACAAAAAGUUUCCUUAGCUGUCUUUCUUUUUCUUUUUUUGGUAUUUGCCUGCAAAGUAAAGCAAAUUGCAAAAUUAACUUUGUUUUUAUGAAAAACAGAUUUUUUUCUAAACUUGUAAGUGACAUUUGUUAAAGAGCAACAAAGACGAUUAACCUUUCUCGACAAAUUGCAGCAUAUCCUUUGCAGGCCUUGACUUCACUUGAGGCGGGCAAAAGUUUGAUGGCAGUUCUUCCCAUUCCAGAUAAUUCUACAUCAUAUCAUUAUUCUUUAAAGGGUUUAUUUUUACGGUUGAAUAUGGUCCCUCUUCAUUGAGUUCAAAGGAAAGAGAAGUUGUGUUAUUAUGGUUUAAUGUUUAAAAAAGUUAAGAAGUAGCUAUUUCGAGAAAAAUACAGACUAAGGGUAUUGUUGUGUUCGACUUACUGAUACAGUUCUACAAUAUCACACAACUUAUUGGUUUUGUUAUCAUUUAUAAUGGCAGUUUUAUGGGUACUGGUAUCCUUAAUGAUUUUCAAAUCAGACCUGAAAAUGCUUUUAGUUGUUAGAAAUCAAUUUUGUGCGAUACGGAUUUGUCUCCUCUCAGUAGAAAAGUCGAAGUGCAUAUAUGUAGCGCUAUGUUAAAAUUGAUUUCAUCAAUGUAAAGGAUGAAAAUCCAACGUAGAUUUCAUCAUACUAUAGUUAUCAGCUCUUUAAUCAAAGUCGCUCAAGAUUAUUCAGUAAAUAGGUGAAGAAUGGAAUUCUUCGUUUUUGUCAAAAUGGGAAAAAUGGAUACGUGAUAUUUUGUUGCGGAACUGUUCACGUAUAGUCUCAUUCUAAAUUUACUGGACAGAUUUACUUUUUAGGGGCCCAUUUUUCAUAGUCAUUGGUAACUCUAUUUGAGUCUGUCAUUCCACUUACUCCUAGUGCCUCCUUAUGUAUUUGAUAUUUUAAAAUUUUACACUAUCUGUCUGUUUGUGUUAAAAUUGUUAGUUAAAUUCAUUUGAUCCAUAAAGACUUGUGUUUACAUUUUGGUUUCAUGUGUUUGGAGUUCUCUGCAAAUGCAAUAUAAAUGCAGAAAGUACAUUUUAACAAAAUUUUGAGGGCUUGUUUUCUGGCCUAUUAUUGAGUGAAGCAAACGCGGUUUUUCUUUCCCUUUCUGAAAGCUCAUUGAUUUUUAUUUUGAACAAGAGUGCUGCUUUCAUAGUCUUAAAGCUAUUCAAAUAAUUUUUGUGUUUUUGUUGGCUUUCACCGGCUUUUUCAGGUUUCUGUGAUUGGUUUUAUUAAAAAUAAUAAAGUGAAUGAUUUGUUAAUGACAUUUUGUAAAAGCCAUACCACUGUUUGUGUAUAUUAUGUGCAACGCUGAUAGCUUGAUUCCUUUACAAUUUGAUGUGAUAAGUGACAUUUUCUAACUUGCUUGAUUCUUUUGAGAUGUUUUGCUGCAUUCCAUUUAUGAAAGCCAACAGAAUUUCAUUGUCCAUUUCCUGAUUUGUGUAAAGGAUUUACAAUUUUUAUUCUAUGAUAAUGUAAUGUCACCUCUUAAGUUAAAAACAAGGCUGUUUCUUCAAUUGGUUGUGUGAAACUGAUCAAAAUUCUUGUAACUGUGACAUAGUAAAACUUUUUGUUUCCCUGUCUUUUAUCAUCUGUCUGCUCAUACACAAACUUUUUAAAGCAAGUUUACUAUUGUAAAAAUAGCACAGUGUCAUAUCAUUAUAUUCUUUUUUAUAUAAUAUAAUUGUAUUCAAGUAUUAAGAUGAAUGACCUAAGGGCCUCAAACGUGUUGAUUAGACUUAUUAUAAUCCUGUUUAUGUAGCUUUUUUUUCAGGGCCUAAGCAAAACAACUUCUGAAACUGUUCAAUGUAGGAAGUGUAGACUAAUCAAAUAAGCUAGAGCCCAGUCUUGCCUUGUUUAAGCAUCAAUCUGAUUGUCCUAUGUCUUCAAUGUUGUCUGUGUAGGAUGGUUUAAUUAAGGCCCUCUUGUUAUUGUUUUUUUACUUGUCUGUUGCGGUUUGGUUUUUUUGCAAUUUUUUUUCCUCUUUAUUUUUUAUUCGUAGUUUAUUUUUGAGCUGACAAAAUAAAGAACAAUGUAUUUCUAAGAUAAUUAAAAAUUAAGAAAAACUAUAGUUUUUUUUGUGUUUUUUAAAUGACUAAUAUAAAAUACCAGAGGGCUUUUGCUUUUUUCUCAGAAAUAUUUAUUAUGAAUUGUGUCUAACUGUAAUUGCAAGAGUGCAGAGCCUAUUUACAUCACUGAUGCCUGUGGUGUAGGGAUUGGUUUCUACGCCUUGAAGGCAAUAGACUUAAAUUUGAUUCCCAUGUGAAUAAGUUCUUUUAUUAUCCAUGUCUGUCUUUGUGCUGGGAUACUGUAUCCCACUUAACAACCAUUUGAAGAAAGGACAGUACUUAUAGAGCUAUAAAACAGAUAAUUAAGGGUUUAAGUUGCUUCUUGGAAUUAUACCUGAGCUGUUAACAGUUAGGGGACAUUGCUUUAGAAAUUUGCUAUCAAUUUUUUAUGGUGAUGUUUUAAUUCUGAACAAGGGUAAAAAGCUUGUUUUGUUUGCUGGCUCUCUGUCUGUCUUUCUGUCAGUCGCAGGUAUGUCUGCAGAAAUAACACUUGGCUUCUCCUUUUUCAAGAACCAUCUGUGCUGGGUAAAAAACUUCUUAAUACUGUGAAUGAACAAUGGGCGAAGAACAAAUUGUGCUCGGAAUUCAAGAUGUGGCGGGUGUAGUGAUGAGAGUCCAUAAUUUCUUUAUCAAGUUAAUUUAGUCAUUUAGCUGAGUAGGAUAGAUUUCCACUUUUUUGUUAUUGUUUUAUCCUUACAAAUAUUUUGUAAUAAUAAACCUUUAAAGUUUAUUAAUGUAAAUAAAAGUGGGUUAUUCUAAUCGGGACUGAGCUGAAGUACUUAAAUAUAUGCAUAUGUUAUCAUUCGAGGACUUAUUUAACAUAAUAUUGUAGCAGUAUACUGUCAUAACUGGAAACUGAUACAAGUCUUAAAAUUCUAUGACUUCAUUUUUUAAGUAUUUUAACCAAUCACUUUUGACAUUCCUAACAACACAUAAAUCUACCUGGUAUGAACAGAAUUGGAUGGGAAAAAACAUUAAAUAGUUGAGCUUCCUGGUUAUAUAUAUAUGUGUUUUGCCUUAUUGUAGUUUUGAAUUUUGACCUUACAUUCUGCUUGAAAAGUUUUAGUAUUAUGUUGGUCCCACUUGGUCUCAAUAUUUUGAACAUUCAGCAGUUUUCUCAUUUGGGAAGUCCAAUCAAUUUAUUCUUAAUUUCACUUCUAUCCUUUUGUUUUUAACUACCUGUUCUUAUCAACCAUACAUUUAGGGAGGGAGAGAUUGUAAAUGGACAUCCUGUUCCUGAACUGUUGUUGUUAUUCGUUCUUUGAACUAAUGACAGUGAAUUUUGUGAAAAUGAAAGCUUGAUUCUUUAAAUUGGAAAACUUAACCAGAUUUUCUGUCAUUUGGUCUUGGAAAUAAUUCACUAUGGUGCAUGACAGCUACUGAGUUAUGGGUCAUUGGAUGUGUCUUAUCCCCAAGCUUAGACCUAAAUUUUCCCUUAUGCUGUAAUCAGGAAUUCAGACCUCUGCCCAUUUGAUCCUAUAAUUCUGUUGCUAUGAUGAUACCCCUGGUUUAAAUUGUAAUUUUAUACAGUUCUUGUCAUUUAUCAAAGAUGUGCCUGGGUGUGCUUUCAAUGGAAAAAAUAAGAUGCAACAUAAUCACUUACAGAUGAAUGAUGGGAAAAGACCUGGAUAAGUUUGUACAGAGCAAACAAGCAGAGAAAUGAAUGGCAGACCUUGAUCACUGAUGUCUGUUUCAGACCUGGCACUUGAAGAAGAAGACAAAUGCCUGGUGUAAACCGUUAAUUAAUGAAGUGCAUUCAUUUUUUAAAGGAGUUUUUGAACAUGGUGUAUACAUCCAGGAACUUCAAGUACCCAAAUUUGUCACCAAGACUGUGUACCAUCAGGUUUCGUUAUUUUAUAUUAAAGUGUCUGGAUGGCUGCAGGUUUUCUUGUAAAGGGCUGAACUGAUCCAUGACUAUGUUUGUACAGGGUAGGACCAUGUUUUAAACUGCCAAUAUAUGUCAUAUUAGGUAGAUGAUUUUGUUAUUGCAAUCAGUUAUAUUUUUUAUAUUGCACAUGCUCAAUCUUUUUGCUGAUUACUUUCUUGGUUUUGACUUUUCUUAUGCUUAAAAUACAUUUUGUACAUGUUGGUGGUCAGCUGUUUGUUCGCUGUCAGUUGCCCCUGCUGCAUAGAACUGUCAUUUGACCCUUUCCAGUGUUGUGGUGCUUGCCAACAAUAUUGAUGUAGCCAGGAAACCACUUUUCAAUGGUUCUGUAGAGAGCUUAACAUUUAAUGCUGCUAGUACUCCAGAAACUACCAAUGAUAUUUCAACAAACAUGUGAUGUGUCUUUGUGCCUAUUCAAUUUGCAGGUUUCUCAUCCCAGCUACGAGGCAAAUUUAUUUCUCUGCAUCAUAGAAUUGAGAAGUUGAAAUUAAAAUGCCAAAGAGUAAAAAAAAA
Aplysia californica (California sea hare) is the source of this 7737-nucleotide messenger RNA. Its product is annotated as hexosaminidase D. Bases 629 to 3067 code for a protein of 812 amino acids. Gene Ontology annotation, molecular function: hexosaminidase activity. The transcript has 7 exons. The record is from RefSeq and is a predicted model, not a curated record. Gene Ontology annotation, biological process: carbohydrate metabolic process. NCBI's taxonomy places the organism in Eukaryota, Metazoa, Mollusca, Gastropoda, Aplysiida, Aplysiidae.